CUCUGCCUUUCCACAAAAAUGUUAUUAAAUACAGAACUCUAAAAAACAUUAAAUGCGUACAAAACGCGUGUAUUAACAAUAUAAAAGCUAUCCACGCUUUUCAAUUCUACAAACACAAAAUGUACGUCCAAAUUAUCUGUUUUCUGUGUCUUUUUACCGACGUUCUGAGCUUGUCUCUUUCCGCGGCUCAGCAUGUUCCAAAACCGACGGUGUGUCGUGGAACUGAUUUGAAUACAGAAAAUUUUGAGCAUUUUGAUUGGAGGGAAUGCGGCGGGGUAAGUCCGGUGAAGGAUCAAGGUCAUUCGUGUUUAUCUUGCUGGGCUUUUAGUGCCAUUGCAAACAUCGAGAGUCAGUUUUGGAUGAAAGGUUAUCCCUUCAUCCUUUCAGAGCAGUUCCUAUUAGAUUGCAACAAUAUGAACGCCGAUUGCAAUCACACGGUCAGCGUUGUUCACACAUUUGCUGAUAUAAUAACUAAUCUCGGAGGUGUGCCCCUCGAGUCACGUUACCGGCCGUACAGUGAUUCAAAGUGGCAAUGCCCACAGACGAAGCCUGAGUUAUAUAACGUGAUUGGGCUAGAGCGAAUCAAGCCAGGAGAUGAAGAUGCAAUGGUUAAAGCUUUGAGGAAACAUGGCCCGCUUUCUGCUGGUAUUAACAAUAAAAUGAUGCUAAUGCCUCGCAACGCUACAGAUAUAGACGAACCCACGGAGGAACAGUGCCCGCCGGAAGGUCGGAACCGAAAUCACGCCGUCCUUAUAGUUGGCUACGGCGUCGCUUAUAGCCGUGAUGGACGAACCGUGCCCUAUUGGAUCAUCAAGAAUUCUUGGGGGACGAACUGGCAGGCGGGGGACAAGGGGUACUAUUACCUCCGCCGUGGGACCAACGCGUGCGGCAUAGCCAUGGACGUGUCAUUCGCUAAAGUAUAUAUAGACUAGUUUUUGCCCGCGACUUCGUCUGCGUGGACUUAGUAACCCCAGCUAGAGUAAGAAUAGCGCCUGGAGAAUAUCUUAUAGCGAUUAUUCAAUUUGAGCAUAUUAUGAAUAGAAUAGAAUAGAAUAGAAUACUUUAUUUGUAAACACACACACAGACAAUAGACAUACAUUAAAAGAACAUGAAAAUAAAGUGUCACGAAAUGGCCCCAUCUCAGCAUGCUGCUGGCGACUUCCAGCGCUGAUCUUCCGAUGAGACCAUCAGGUGAGAAUCACGGAAGGUAACAGACAAAAAGAAAGCAACAUAAAAGAAAGAGACAUAAAAUAUGGCGAAAAAUAAAAUUACACAUCGUUUACACAAACUAAUACAAAAAGAGAUACAAUAUGACGACAUAAGAACAUAACAUAAGUACAUAACAUUAAGUUACACGGAUCAACCGACCGAACAUGUGCCGAACAUGAUUAUGCACACAAAUUAGCAGACACUUCAUUAAUUAUCUCAAUUCCACCCCGCUUUUUACUUUCUUAAGGGAUGAUUUUCGGGAUAAAAACUAUCCUAUGUCCUUCUCAGGGACUCAACCUAUCUCUAUGCCAAAUUUCAUCUAAAUCGAUUCAGCGGUUUAAGCGUGAAGAAGAGGGAACACACAGUCAGACAGACAGACUUUCGCAUUUAUAAUAUUAAGUAUGGAUAAAUAUGGAUUAAGGGGCCAAUGCUGUGUAACAUAAUUUUUUUCACCACAGCAGCUCGUACAAGCCUACUUUCGUCACUCCAGGGAGUGAAACAAAGUAGCUUUUUAAUUUAGUGAAGGCCAUGAACUGGCAUUUCAUACUUCGGGGUCUAUUACAAAUUCGAAAUACAUUUUAAUCUUUAAUAUGUUCUCAAUGCUGAGGUGAAAAAAUAUAUGUGUCACACGGGAGCGAAGUAUUCUCGUGUUUUUGAGUCCCUCGCUACGCUCAAGAUUCCUCUCUUUUUUGUUGCACUCUCUCUUGUUGCACGAAUAACUAUUCUGUAAUUAAGGCUUUUAAAUGAAAAACCUAAAAAUUGAAUAUAAAAUAAACCGUGUUUUUAUUUUUAAGAUAUUAAAAUCAACUGUACACUAGUG
Messenger RNA from Cydia strobilella, 2029 nucleotides. RefSeq names its product putative cysteine proteinase CG12163. The transcript has 5 exons. Lineage: Eukaryota; Metazoa; Arthropoda; Insecta; Lepidoptera; Tortricidae. Bases 120 to 932 code for a protein of 270 amino acids. Gene Ontology annotation, molecular function: cysteine-type endopeptidase activity. Gene Ontology annotation, cellular component: lysosome. The record is from RefSeq and is a predicted model, not a curated record.